Messenger RNA from Xylona heveae TC161, 1831 nucleotides. RefSeq lists its product as hypothetical. Gene Ontology annotation, cellular component: Pwp2p-containing subcomplex of 90S preribosome; small-subunit processome. The record is from RefSeq and is a predicted model, not a curated record. The transcript has 2 exons. The coding region runs from base 45 to 1403 and encodes 452 amino acids. Gene Ontology annotation, molecular function: protein binding; snoRNA binding. Gene Ontology annotation, biological process: maturation of SSU-rRNA from tricistronic rRNA transcript (SSU-rRNA, 5.8S rRNA, LSU-rRNA). Lineage: Eukaryota; Fungi; Ascomycota; Xylonomycetes; Xylonales; Xylonaceae.
CCAAUUAUCUGUCCAUCAGAUCGUUCCCUCAACAUUUGACCACCAUGGCAGGCGCAAGUGAUAAGGCACGCUUCUAUCUAGAGCAAUCGGUUCCAGAGCUUCAGGAACUCGAGCGCAAGCAAAUUUUUUCAAAGACCGAAAUUACUGCCAUCACCAAGAAGCGCUCCGACUUUGAGCACAAGUUGAAUGCGCGUGGCUCAUAUCCAGCCGACUACGCCCGCUAUGCAGAAUAUGAGAUGAACCUUGAGGCAUUACGACGAAAGCGGAUCAAGCGACUAGGAAUCAAGGGAGCCACAAAGCAUGUCGGUCAGCGACGGAUUUUUUUCAUCCUCGAUCGCGCGACACGAAAAUUUCACGGCGAUGUUGGGCUGUGGAUGCAGUACAUUGAAUACGCAAAGAAGGAGAAGUCGUACAAGAAGCUCUCACAGAUUUUGAGCAGCGUCCUACGAAUGCACCCAACGAAACCAGAACUGUGGCUUUAUGCUGCGCAAUCCGCCAUUGACCUAGAAGCCGACAUGACGGCUGCUCGCGGAUAUAUGCAACGAGGACUACGAUUCUGCAAAAAUUCAAAAACGCUAUGGCUCGAAUAUGCAAAGUUGGAGAUGAUUUACAUUGCCAAGAUUGCGGCUAGGCGAACUAUUUUAGGUCUGGACCAAGAACUGCAAAGAAAAGCAGAGGGGCCAUCGCUCGAUGACCAUGAUGCCGACAUGCUGGCUUUGCCCGAGAUCACGGCGGAAGAUAUUGAUCCAAGCCUUCGAAAAGACAACGACUUGGACCAAUUGGCUCGUCAAAAUCUGGAAUCAAUGCCUGCCUUCACAGGAGCGAUCCCUAUGGCCGUUUUCGACACCGGUAUGAAGCAGUUCCAGGAUGACGAUACCGUCGGUGAAAUGUUCUUCAACAUGUUUGCCGAGUUCGAGAAGCUGCCUUGCCUACCUACGAUUCUCCAGCACGUUGUCGACAGGAUGCUUGCGCACACACCCUUGAGCCCCUCCACUCUCACUUGCUACUGCAGGCAACCCAUUGUCGGCGUGGAUGUCGUUUCCGCCGAUUUUCCGGCCGCUCUCGGCGUGUCUAUUGAGAGGUUACGAGAGGCGUCACCCAAGGCAACAAACCAGGCGCGGUUUGCCGAGAAGUCCCUGGGCUGGCUUCUACCUCCUCUGGCUGUUGAAGAACUCGACACCAACAUCCGGAAGGUUAUCGCGGUUGUGGUUCGCCAAAGCAUCAGAUCCAUCGGAGGCGAAGGUGCUGAGCUGAAUGCCGAAAAGGUUGCAGCUCUGGGCGACAAGUUACAUGGAGCAGGACUCCAGGAAGAUGCGAUGCGGCUGUUGUCAAAGGGAAUUGAACUGUACGGUUCACAUGAUGGACUGCUGGCGAUACAGGACAAAAUCCAGCAGAGCCAAUAGCUCUGCGCCAAAGCCAAAACCUGUCUCUCCCUUUUUCGCUCGGCGUUGGUGUAGCAUAGGGUAUCUUUCUUUCUAAUAAUCUGAACCUUUAUUCCUUCGGGCACUCUUUUUAUCGCUACGGCCUUUUUUCAUUCGCAUCUUUGCUUCCUUUUCGGCUUGUUUUCUGUAGAUGAAAUUCCAGAGUUAGCUUGAUAUGGAUGUGUUUAUUUAUGCCAGUGACAUAGCUUUUGUCCUUACAAUCCUUUCACGCGUUCUCGCUGCUCAUCUGACGUCUCUCCGGGUAUGGUAUUCCGUGCAGCUUGCAAAAUCAAUUCGUGCAAUCUUCCAAAACAUUGGUUUGCAUUUUUGGCCUGACUUCGGGUGUCAUCGGCUUGAAUUAUCAGACUAUUCGAGUUUGGAGCGUAAUAGCGGGAGUCCUUGAUGCUGGC